GCAAUAAUAUUGCGCAAUGUACGAAUUGCCGGUGUGUGGCGCUUAUUGACUGAAUAGCUGAAUGUCAGUCUGAAGCAACGACCUCCAUUCAACCUUUCGGCUGCCAAUUCGCCACUUUGCAGAGCUCACAGUGAAAACUAAAGUUGAAACUGCAGUCUCUUUCACCACACCAAAUCAAAACAAAUCUACAACAAAAUGACCACCUACUUCAACUACCCAUCCAAGGAAUUGCAAGAGGAGCUUAGCCGCAUUGCGCGCGCUAUUGUCGCUCCCGGCAAGGGCAUUCUCGCUGCUGAUGAGUCCGUCUCCACCAUGGGCAAGCGUCUGCAAGACAUUGGUGUUGAAAAUACCGAUGAACACCGUCGCUUAUACCGUCAGCUGUUGUUCUCCACUGACCCCAAAGUCGCUGAGAACAUUUCUGGUGUGAUUUUGUUCCACGAAACCUUGUACCAGAAGGCUGAUGAUGGCACCCCAUUCGUUGAGCUGUUGAAGAAGCGCGGCAUCAUCCCCGGCAUUAAGGUCGAUAAGGGUGUCGUGCCAUUGUUCGGCUCUGAAGACGAGUGCACCACUCAGGGUUUGGAUGAUUUGGCUGCCCGUUGCGCCCAAUACAAGAAGGACGGUUGCGACUUCGCCAAGUGGCGUUGCGUCUUGAAGAUCGGCAAGAACACCCCAUCUUACCAAUCCAUCUUGGAGAACGCCAACGUUUUGGCUCGUUAUGCCUCCAUCUGCCAAUCGCAGCGCAUUGUACCAAUCGUUGAACCCGAAGUAUUGCCCGAUGGUGAUCACGAUUUGGAUCGCGCACAAAAGGUUACCGAAACUGUAUUGGCUGCCGUAUACAAGGCAUUGAACGAUCAUCAUGUCUACUUGGAGGGUACAUUGUUGAAGCCCAACAUGGUGACAGCCGGUCAAUCGUGCGCCAAGAAAUACACACCCGAUCAAGUUGCGCUCGCCACCGUCGAAGCUCUCCGCAGAACUGUACCAGCUGCUGUUCCCGGCAUCACCUUCUUGUCUGGUGGUCAAUCUGAGGAAGAGGCUUCCGUGCACUUGAACGCCAUCAACAACGUGCCAUUGUUGAAACCAUGGGCUUUGACCUUCUCGUACGGUCGUGCCUUGCAGGCUUCCGUUUUGCGCGCAUGGGCUGGUAAGAAGGACAAUGUUGCCGCUGGUCAAAAUGAGCUCUUGAAACGCGCGAAGGCUAACGGUGAAUCCGCUGUAGGCAAAUACGUUGCCGGCAGUGUGGUCGGUGCCGGUGCUGAUGCCGCACUCUUCAUUGCCAACCAUGCUUACUAAACAAAAAACAACAACAACAAGUAAAAGCAUGAAGUAGUGGGAGCGCUGAGCUUGCCGUAAGCGAGGGAGGAUUUGCUAAGUAGCACUAGAACUAGAGAGGAAAUACAGGCUUACGUAAAAUAGUGUCGAGAUGGAUUAUUGUUUGCAAUUUAUUUAUUAAGCAGAAAGUGACGCAGAUACAAAACAUAAAAGAAAUAUUAAAAAAAACAACAAAUAUCCUACUAUAAAUUAGUAGUAGGAACACCAAAGCCGGAGGAACAACAACAACAACAAAUAAGAGUGUAAUACCAAAAAUGAAAGCAUAGACAAAAAAUUUACACCAUGCUGCCUCUUCCUCCCCACCAGAUUGUUAUACAUUUUUAAACGAUAAGUGAAGAUGAACCAAAAAUGCAGAAAAAAACUAAAAUCCAAACGCAACAAUGCAUGUAACAGUAACAAUAACAACAAAUCUGCGCAAAUAAUUUGUUAAGUUUGUUUUACUGCUUUCGGAGAGGCUGGCCUGGCGAGGCGAUUUGGCGGCACACACUCUGCUGACCACGGCGGCGGACGCGCACACAACCUAAGCGACAAAAGAACAACAACAACAAUACAAAAAUACUAUUUGCGGUUACACUAAACAAAUUUAUUAUCAUUAUAUAUAUGUUUAAGUAAAAAAAAAGAAGAAAAAAUACAAGUUGAAAGUUAAAACAAAUUUAGACAAGAUGAGAUGAGAAAAAAAAACAGAAAAAAAUAAAUAAAAAUACAUAAAAUAUUAAAAAAAAACAAUGCAUGUGC
Molecule: messenger RNA, 2064 nt
Organism: Bactrocera dorsalis (oriental fruit fly)
Lineage: Eukaryota; Metazoa; Arthropoda; Insecta; Diptera; Tephritidae
Gene: Ald1
Product: fructose-bisphosphate aldolase
Exons: 5
Coding region: 196-1290 (364 amino acids)
Biological process (GO): glycolytic process; fructose 1,6-bisphosphate metabolic process
Cellular component (GO): cytosol
Molecular function (GO): fructose-bisphosphate aldolase activity
Source: RefSeq, a predicted model, not a curated record